AUGGCCGACGACAAAACCGUCGUCGAUGGGAGCAACAAUGACUUUCGCAAUAGGUUGGGGAGUGAAGUCGCUGCCGGAAUCGACGAUCUGAGUGCAAUCCCUAAAGGAACAAUCGAUCCUGUCUAUGAAGCCAAAGCCAGGGUUUUGAACAGAGCCAUCCAGGACAUUGGAAUGGGUCGAUAUCAAUGGCAAUUGUUCAUCGUCGUCGGCUUCGGUUGGGCAAUGGAUAAUUUAUGGCCGAUUACUACGUCGCUCAUUUUCACCCCAAUCACGAAUGAAUUUAGCCCUACACGACCACCGCUCUUGACUCUGUCACAAAAUAUCGGCCUCCUUGCGGGCGCUAUGUUUUGGGGGUUUGGAUGCGACUUGUUCGGUCGCCGGCUAGCAUUCAAUGCAACUCUUCUCAUAAUUGCCGUCUUUGGGCUUGUUGCGGCUGGGUCGCCCAAUUUCGCGGCGAUAGGAUGCUUUGCUGCUCUAUGGUCGUUCGGAGUUGGUGGUAAUCUUCCUGUCGAUAGCGCCAUCUUUCUCGAAUUCCUUCCAGGCUCGCAUCAGUAUCUUCUGACUGUGCUAUCAAUUGAUUGGGCAUUAGCACAGCUUGUGGCAACACUAAUUGCAUGGCCACUUCUCGGAAAUCUUACCUGCCAGCAGGAUGAGACAUGUACACGAUCCGGGAACAUGGGAUGGAGAUAUUACAUGCUCGCAGUUGGAGGAAUCACCUUUAUAAUGUUCUUGAUUAGAUUUGUACUCUUCACGAUAUACGAGUCUCCCAAGUACAACAUGGGGAAAGGGAAUGACGAAGAAGCCGUCAGAAUUGUCCAUGAAGUUGCGCGUCGCAAUGGUAAGACGACUACCUUGACAGUCGAGGAUCUGAAAGCUUGUGAAGUUCUGGGGAAUGGCCGGGCCCAGCAGACGGAUGCUUCAGCUGCCAUCAAGAGAAAACUGCAGUCUCUCAAUCUGACACAUGUCCGAUCAUUAUUUGCGACAAGGAAACUUGCCUUGAGCACCGGUUUGAUCAUGCUGAUAUGGGCUUUUAUCGGACUUGGUUACCCACUUUAUAAUGCCUACCUACCGUACUUACAAGCCAUUCGGGGUGCUGAAUUUGGGGAUGGUUCAACUUACAUCACUUAUCGUAACUCUGCCAUCAUCGCGGUUCUUGGCAUUCCUGGAGCUCUUCUCGGUGGUGCCAUGGUCGAGAUCAAGAGUUUUGGUCGGAAGGGAACAUUGGCCCUAUCUACGGUCCUGACUGGAGUGUUCCUAUACUGCUCUACCACGGCGAAAACUUCUGAUGCUCUACUUGGAUGGAACUGCGCAUAUAAUUUCACAAGCAACAUCAUGUAUGCCGUGCUUUAUGCCUAUACCCCAGAGGUAUUCCCCACGAAAGAUCGUGGAACAGGCAAUGCGCUUGCAGCGACUGCGAACCGCGUUUUUGGCAUCAUGGCUCCUAUCAUCGCCAUGUUUGCCAAUCUGGAGACUGUCGCGCCAGUCUACACCUCUGGUGCAUUGUUCAUCGCUGCAGGAAUCGCAGUGGUCGCACUGCCAUUCGAGAGUCAAGGUAAAGCAAGCCUGUAG
Messenger RNA from Exophiala bonariae, 1569 nucleotides. RefSeq lists its product as uncharacterized. Gene Ontology annotation, biological process: transmembrane transport. Bases 1 to 1569 code for a protein of 522 amino acids. The transcript has 7 exons. Gene Ontology annotation, molecular function: transmembrane transporter activity. Lineage: Eukaryota; Fungi; Ascomycota; Eurotiomycetes; Chaetothyriales; Herpotrichiellaceae. The record is from RefSeq and is a predicted model, not a curated record. Gene Ontology annotation, cellular component: membrane.